Molecule: messenger RNA, 2623 nt
Organism: Colias croceus (clouded yellow)
Lineage: Eukaryota; Metazoa; Arthropoda; Insecta; Lepidoptera; Pieridae
Gene: Elp2
Product: probable elongator complex protein 2
Exons: 12
Coding region: 91-2397 (768 amino acids)
Biological process (GO): tRNA wobble uridine modification
Cellular component (GO): elongator holoenzyme complex
Molecular function (GO): protein binding
Source: RefSeq, a predicted model, not a curated record
ACUUGCAAAUGUAGUGUCAAAAAAAUUCACAACAAACUCAACAAGUCGCACAUAUCUUGAGAAAUAAAUAAAAUUUGAUGAAAAUACACCAUGUUAAAGAUCAACACUAAGCAGGUGUAUACCUCAGUGGCUUGCAACCGAACCCCAGAAAUUGUAGACUGGAAUAAAGCGGGAGUUAUUUGUUAUGGAGCCUGUAAUGCGAUCGUCAUUUAUGAUACGAAAAUAAUAUACAAAGAUCCUAUAACAGUUCUGAAUCAUCACAAUGCUCGAGUUAACUCCGUAAAAUGGCUCACAAGACCAGAUGGUUCUUGUACGGAGAUGAUAUCAGCAUCUGCAGAUAAAACAGCAGCAAUCUGGACCCUGGUGAAGGGAGACUGGAAGGUGACUAGUGUGCUCGCUGGCCAUGAGGAUGGUGUUACUUGCAUCUUCGGGAUGUACACAGGCGGCAAUGAUCUGUUUGUGUUCACUGCAUCUGUUGAUUCCACUGUUAAAGUAUGGGAGCGAUCAAAUGAUACAGUGUUCCUGAAGCAAACUAUACACCUCAACUCUGGGCUCUGCCUCACGCUACAUGCACAAAUGCUGCCCAUCGUCAGCAAACCGGUGCUGUUCCUGGGCCUCGAUGAUAAUAAAGUACAUGUGUUUGCUUUGAAUGGAGAAUAUCAUCGAGUGGAUACCCUGUUGGGCCACGAAGAUUGGGUGAGAGGACUGGAUACGGUGAUGGAUGACAACACAAUCCUCCUUGCCUCAUGCUCUCAAGACACAUACAUUCGCGUGUGGCGCAUCCAGCGCUUCGACGACGAGCCGUGCUCCUCCACGGGCAUCAAGGUGGAACGGAAGGUGUUCGAAGCUUAUGAUAUACUGUGGUCGGUGAAGCUGGAAGCAGUUCUGGCGGGACAUGAGGGCUGGGUGUAUGGAGUACAGUGGGAUGUGUUCAGUGAGAAAGAUAAUAAACAACCCCUACAUCGCAUCCUAUCAUCAUCGUUAGAUAAAACAAUUAUCCUCUGGGAGCCAGAACUCGGGGGAGCGUGGGUGGAGAAGAUAAGAGUGGGAGAAGUGGGGGGAAAUGGGUUGGGCUUCUAUGGGAGCCGGUUUGGGCCGACUGGCUUCUUGGGACACGGGUACAAUGGAUCAUUGCACCUUUGGACAUUGGAUAAAGAAUUACAAACAUGCGUGCCGAGCGUAGUGCUGGGCGGGCAUUUCGGCGCAGUGGAGGAUAUGAAGUGGGAGCCGAAGGGGAGGUACGUCCUCAGCGUCUCCCUCGACCAGACCGCCAGGAUACACGCGCCCUGGAAGAAGAAUAUGUAUGGUGCAUACCAAUGGCACGAGAUAGCCCGUCCCCAAGUGCACGGGUAUGACAUGUGCUCCGUAUCCAUGAUCUCUCCCACGGAGUACGCGUCAGCUGCUGAAGAGAAGGUGGUCCGAGUGUUUAAAGCACCCGCCAACUUCAUACAGAACUUCCAGAAUAUCACCGGCGAAGAGCUGGAGGGGGAUACACAAGGACCUGAAGGUGCGUCGGUUCCUUCCCUGGGGCUUUCCAACAAAGCUGUGUUUAGCGGAGACGAUAUGGCAGACGCUGAUGCUGAUAAGGAUGGCUAUUUCGUGCCUAUGGAAAUGCAUGAACCGCCAACAGAAGAGACCCUCAUGCAGAACACUCUCUGGCCAGAAGCGAACAAACUCUACGGCCACGGUUAUGAAGUGUACUGCGUUGAAGCGAGCCCCGAUGGUCAGUUACUGGCCACCGCUUGUAAGGCAACUACUGUUGAACAUGCUUCUGUGCUUAUAUGGGACACCAAAACUUGGAACCAAACCCACAAGCUAGUAUCCCAUCAGCUCACGGUCACACAAAUCGCGUUUUCGCCUAACUCCAAGUUUGUGGUCACCGUCUCGAGAGAUAGAAAGUGGACUCUAUACCAACGGGACAUAGAGACAAAUUCGAUUGAAGCAGUGGCUGGUACUGAUAAGUCUAAUGGAGUACAUACGAGGAUUAUUUGGUGUUGCGCUUGGUUCUAUGAUGGUACUGGGUUCGCGACUGGGUCUAGGGAUGGAAAGGUGUGUCUCUGGUCCAAAACCGACACACAGACGGACACAUCGCUAAGGAACUACGCUCUAGUGUCAAAACUGGAACUCCAAUCAUCUGUAACUGCGUUGGCUUUUGGUCCGUUGCCAGGGGUUUUCGCCGCUAUUGGGCUGGAGACAGGGGUCAUUUUGCUGUACACGUUCAAGGAUACGUGGUCUCUGCUGCUUGAAAUGGAUAGGAAUGCAGCCCAUCACCUCGCGGUAAAGCGUUUAGCCUUCAAGCCGAAACUGGACAAGGACAGAAAACACGAACUGAUCCUGGCCUCUUGCGGCGCGGAUAACUUCGUGAGAGUCAACAGCAUCAUAGCGAAGACCGUAUAACGGAACAUCACAGUGGAAGUCUUGAAGAUCGUGUGUCGCUGCUAGGAUGACGUUUUAGUAGCAUUUGUAACAAGUUUUAAAGAAUUACUUACUUUUGCCCAAGAAUUUUAAGUCUAAGGGCGGCCGUACACGGACUGCUCGAGCGGUCGGUUGUUGACUGCUCGAGCUGUCUGCUGAACUGCUUGAAGCGGUCCGUAUACGGCCGCCCUAAACCACUUUUAACUCU